This is a messenger RNA of Asterias rubens (European starfish), 1876 nucleotides long. Its product is annotated as dihydrolipoyllysine-residue succinyltransferase component of 2-oxoglutarate dehydrogenase complex, mitochondrial-like. Gene Ontology annotation, molecular function: dihydrolipoyllysine-residue succinyltransferase activity. The record is from RefSeq and is a predicted model, not a curated record. Gene Ontology annotation, biological process: tricarboxylic acid cycle. The coding region runs from base 28 to 1446 and encodes 472 amino acids. The transcript has 15 exons. Lineage: Eukaryota; Metazoa; Echinodermata; Asteroidea; Forcipulatida; Asteriidae. Gene Ontology annotation, cellular component: oxoglutarate dehydrogenase complex.
GACCCCGGCAAGUUCCGUGAGCUCAGAAUGUUGGCUUCAAUCAAAACUUUUGGCAGGUUUCCACGGAUUCUGCCUAAUUUUCGACAUGUAUCCUCAUCUCGGACUUGUCAAGCUCUGAGGAACUUUUCACAUGAAGGUUCCAAAACGCAAGCAGUUAACGACAGGGAAAUAUCACAACUAUGGCGUAGGCCAAGAGCCCUGUGUAGAAGUUACCCUCACAUCGUGACUGCCAACCCAGCAGCUAGAGGUUUUCAAACAUCUACCGUAUACUAUGAGGAGGUACAAACAGUGCAGACGCCUCCCUUUGCAGAGUCUGUUUCAGAAGGGGACGUCAGGUGGGAAAAGGCCGUUGGUGACUAUGUGAAUGAAGAUGAGGUUGUCGGAGAGAUAGAAACCGAUAAGACGUCAAUACCUGUUCCCUCUCCAGUAAGUGGCAUCAUUGUAGAAUUCCUUGCAGGGGACGGGGACACUGUCAUCGCUGGACAAGAACUCUUUAAAGUACAGCUAUCUGGUGAUGCACCACCACCAAAGGCUCCAGAUGCACCUGCUCCAUCUACAGCAGCACCCACUGCUGCACCUACACCCCAACCACCACCACCUCAACCUACUCAGUCAGUGGCGGGUUCUAUACCAACAUCACCACCGCCUGUUCCUCCAAUGCCGACUGCACCUAUGACAUCUAAACCUGCUGCAUCAGUGACUCCAAUGGCUGCACCUGUUGUAGAGGGGGCACCUGUUACCACAGCCAGGACAGAACAAAGAGUGAAAAUGUCCCGAAUGCGUCUGAGAAUAGCUCAGCGAUUGAAGGAUGCUCAGAACACUGCAGCAAUGCUGACUACCUUCAAUGAGAUUGACAUGAGCAACAUCAUUGAGAUGCGUAAGAAGCACAGAGAAGACUUUCAGAAGAAGCAUAAUCUUAAGCUAGGGUUCAUGUCAGCGUUCAUCAAAGCAGCUGCACAUGGCCUGAGCACUAUGCCAGAAGUCAACGCAGUGAUUGAUGAGGCAGAAAUUGUGUACCGUGAUUACAUUGACAUCAGUGUUGCCGUUGCAACUCCAAAGGGUUUGGUUGUACCAGUACUGCGUGAUGUAGGCGGUAUGAACUAUGCUGAGAUCGAGAAAGCUUUGAGUGAACUUGGAGAAAAGGCUCGAUCAGGUACCCUAGCUAUUGAGGACAUGGACGGAGGGACAUUUACUAUCAGUAAUGGUGGCGUAUUUGGCUCCAUGUUUGGUACUCCUAUCAUCAACCCCCCUCAGUCGGCCAUCUUAGGAAUGCAUGCUACUAACGAUAGACCAGUUGCUAUCAAUGGAAAGGUUGAAAUCCGGCCGAUGAUGUACGUUGCCCUGACCUACGAUCACAGGCUAAUUGACGGCAGAGAGGCUGUCACCUUCCUCAAGAAGAUCAAGUCAGCGGUAGAGGACCCAACAAUCCUUCUCCUAGACCUGUAGAAUCAUAGACAGGGUGGUGAUGCAGACGAUCAUUAGUCCCUUUCUUAAAAUUGACUUGUUAGUUCCUAGCUCACACAAACUGUGUGGCAUUGAUUGAUUAUUUAUUGGGUCUGCAUAAGCUGGUUUUACUUGCACAGUAUUACAGUAAAAAAAACAAAUAUUUGAUAAUUGCCUAAAAAGCAGAACUGGUCACCUUGUUUAAACCAACAUCCCAAUCCCAACUCGUCUCUCUCUCUCUCUUUUUCCUUAAUUGUCUAUACUUUUCACUGCAUGAGGGCGCUUUCAUCGGGGAAUAAUUGUCUUGCAUUAUUAUGGAGUGGUAGAGCUAGUAAACACUUGAUCAUUUGGGAGUGAAAGUUAAAGACACUGGACACCUUUGGUAAUUGUCAAAGACCAUUCUUCUCACUUGGUGUAUCUCAACAUAUGUAUA